UGCAUGUCACGGAGAGGGAAUAAUGGCCCUGAAAGGUAAACUUGGCAUAGGGAUGCUUCCUUUGUCAGGGAUGUUUGAACAAGGACAAAACCAGCCGCCAGCCUCUCCCCUUCUGCAUCUUGCCAGGGACAGGCAGAGCCGGGGAGAUUAACCAGAUGGGAAUCACCCUCAAUCUCAUGCCAGCCUCCACCGCACUUUGAACCGCUUCGGCUGGAGCAAAGCGCCGUGUCUGUGACCUCGGCCCACCUCCCCUUCCCCUUCCCUUUCCUCCUGCGAGUCCAGGCUCCGUGGCUUGUCGGUCGAUAGUCGCCUGUUGGGGCUCCCCCGUGUCAGGAGAUGUUUGAAGAUGCGGAUGAGACCAAGGAGACGGAUGGGAGCCUGCUGGGUGACUCGAGGCAGACUCCACCAGGGAAGAAGGAGAACAUGAAGUGGCAGAAGCCCCGGCUCACUCGUAAGGCACUGAUGAAAUGCUGCCUGGUGAAGUGGAUACUCUCCAGUGCUGCACCCCAGGGGUCCGAUAGCAGUGACAGCGACUUUGAACUGGAAGCUGUCCGGCAUCAGCCAGAAGGGCUAGAUCAGCUGCAGGCACUGACCAAGUUCACCAAGAAGGAGCUACAAUCACUCUACAGAGGCUUCAAAAAUGAGUGCCCCAGUGGCCUGGUGAACGAGGAAACCUUCAAGCUGAUCUACGCUCAGUUCUUCCCUCAGGGAGAUGCCACCAUGUACGCCCACUUCCUCUUCAAUGCCUUUGACAUGGACCAGAGUGGAGCCAUCCGCUUUGAGGAUUUUGUCGUUGGCCUCUCCAUCCUGCUGCGUGGGACAGUGCACGAAAAGCUAAACUGGGCGUUUAACCUGUACGACAUUAACAAAGACGGCUACAUCACCAAGGAGGAGAUGCUGGCAAUAAUGAAGUCCAUUUAUGACAUGAUGGGCCGCUACACACACCCGAUCCUGAGGGAAGAUGCUCCGAUAGAGCACGUGGAGAAGUUCUUCCAGAAAAUGGACAGGAAUAGAGACGGUGUGGUGACAAUCGAGGAAUUCCUGGAGACUUGUCAAAAGGAUGAGAACAUCAUGAGCUCCAUGCAGCUGUUUGAGAAUGUGAUCUAGAACAUUGGGAAAUCCCUCUCAUCUCUGCUGGCACGCCCGGGUCUGGCCUGCACACAGACAGACGCGUCUGUCUCUCUCUCUGAAGCACACACAGAUCUUUCUGAGAAGAAAAAUAAACUUUUUUUUUAUAUUUAAAAACAAACAUAGAAAGAAGUGAUAAUGUUUGCAUCCGACACACACCAGAUUCUCACGCUCCAACUGCAAGAGGAGACACAGAAAUGGGACUUCAACCCUGCAGACAGAUUUUGGUCAGCUCCUUCUAGGGUAGAGCAAAAGCACAAUGGAUGGCAUCCAAUGAGGAUUGAAGUCCACCAGUCCUGAGUGAAAUGACCCAGUUUUUUGCAGGGCACUGGAUUGGAAAGGAAAGAUGUGGUGGCCUUUCUUUUCUCCGGCAUCUCACCUCCCUCUGCUUGAGGAUGGAGGAAGGACCUCCCUAUGAAGCAUUUGAGGAAACAUAGUGAUGAGACCCUAACUUCCACCCUCAGGAGCUUAAAGUUUUGCAUUGUUUUGGCUCAGAUCUGUUUCUAUUAAGUUCUAUUGACGGGAGUUGAGGAAUACAAUGGAAAAUUGUUCCUCUGUGGGAGCAAGACUUGCCAGGCCGUGAGUUAUGAAUAUGCCCAAAGCUCCAGGCUGCAACUGAAAAUCGUAAGUCAAAUGGAGCAUGAAGUAUUCUGUCUUCAGGGUCCUUUUUCAACACUGGAUUUAAAAGACUUUUUCUGUUUUAAACCAAUUGCUUUCUUUAAACAUUAAACACACCGUCUCUGGGGUGAUCUGAAACCUGCCCCUGGGCAAUCAAUCCCUAAGAGAAGCAUGAGCAUUGAAAAAGCCGAUUGGAAGUCAAAGCACGUAGAGCUACUGUAACUAAAAAAACUAUCCAUUUUACACCCUGAUGCAGAGCCUGGAUCUGAGUGUCCAGACAUGAACAGAUGCUUCAUGCUCCAUACUGUCUUUGAAGCAUGCGGGGAAGGCAGGAGAAGCAUGACUCCAUCCAUCUCCUACCCAUGAUCAGCCAGUAUGAAGGAUGGCAUCAUUUACUGCUCAGUACAGGCUAGCAGCAAAUGACUAUCCACGCCAGGGCAAGAAGAGGAGGCAGCAAAGAAACGUUAACUCAGGAGAGGAUCUCUGAGGUACACAGGAGUACUGUUGGGUUGAUGUAGCCUGUACCACACCCCUCGCAAGGGACUGUGCCUUGAGUGGGAAUCUAGCUAUGGUGAACAAGUUAUGGGUUGGUAGGGAAAAGAAGUGCUGGGUUGGUAGCACCUUUUCAAGAGACACAUUAUUCUGAAGACUAAAUCAGGGGCAAGGGUGUAGUAAAUGCAGCCUUGAUUUGUGACAGGGAAGAUACUAAAUAGCUGGCUACUCCAUCUAUUGGGAUUUCCUGCUGCCAACAUCUGGGAAGCAGAACACUUUUUGCCUUGCAUCUGCAAAUUGAUAUAACUUCUCCCUUCACUGGAGAAGAAGCCUUGAAAGUACCUACACCAGGGGUGGGCAAAAUGUGGCCCAGGGGCCAGAUGCGGCCCGCCAGGCCAUUCUAUCCAGCCCGCAGGGCCCCUAAAAAAUUUGGAAAAUUAAUAUCAAUCUGCCCUGGGCUGCCUGUCAUGCAGCCCUUGAUGGCUUGCUGAAACUCAGUAAGCAGCUCUCUGCCCAAAAUAAUUCCCCGCCCCUGACCUACACCCUUGACUUUCAGGUCCUUCUGCAACCUUGGAUGGGUUUGCUUAGUGUACAACCUCACCCCUGUGUGGGUGGAGCUGUAUCUGGUGAGAGAGCAGAGCCUGAUGGAAGAAAGGCCACCAGGCAUGAGACAUGACAUGAAGUUGACUCUGAGGUAGGGUUUCCCAAAGAUGCAGGGGAAAAGAACGUGCCAUGGUAGAAGCUCUCUCCACUGCUGCUGAAGCUCCACCUCUUCCUCACAGCUCCGAUAAAACAAGGCUUCCUCUAUGCUCCUAGCCCACUUUCCAUGUCUAAAAUAGGACCAGGACCAAGAUUCAGUCACCUUCUCCUUUCUUUCAGUGCUUGGUGGCCAUCGCUUUCUGCCCUAAGCCCUGAUCAUGUUUUGGUCUCCCAUUGUCAAGAAGGCUGUGAAUUCUGGCUGUGUCUCCCUCUCGCCCUGCCCCGAGCCCUCUCUGGACGCUGUGAGUUUGCACUUGAUAUUUCCUGACAUAUGUACAGUAUAAGGAAUGGCCGCAUGUCUCACUAGCAGUAGCCUCUCUACUGGUAUCUGUAACCUCCCACUCAGCCUCACGAUACCACUGGGGGAGACAGAUGCUGGCUCUCAUUCUCUAUAACUACUUGAUAUUCAGUCACUGUAUAUUUUAAUAAAAUAAACUUCGGAAAAAAAAAAA
This is a messenger RNA of Alligator mississippiensis (American alligator), 3449 nucleotides long. It is a transcript of the gene KCNIP3, whose product is annotated as potassium voltage-gated channel interacting protein 3. The coding region runs from base 337 to 1107 and encodes 256 amino acids. Gene Ontology annotation, cellular component: nucleus; voltage-gated potassium channel complex. Gene Ontology annotation, biological process: regulation of potassium ion transmembrane transport; negative regulation of transcription by RNA polymerase II. The record is from RefSeq and is a predicted model, not a curated record. NCBI's taxonomy places the organism in Eukaryota, Metazoa, Chordata, Crocodylia, Alligatoridae. The transcript is spliced from 9 exons. Gene Ontology annotation, molecular function: calcium ion binding; RNA polymerase II cis-regulatory region sequence-specific DNA binding; DNA-binding transcription repressor activity, RNA polymerase II-specific.